This is a messenger RNA of Cicer arietinum (chickpea), 750 nucleotides long. RefSeq names its product disease resistance response protein DRRG49-C. Gene Ontology annotation, cellular component: cytoplasm; nucleus. The record is from RefSeq and is marked provisional. Gene Ontology annotation, molecular function: abscisic acid binding; protein phosphatase inhibitor activity; signaling receptor activity. NCBI's taxonomy places the organism in Eukaryota, Viridiplantae, Streptophyta, Magnoliopsida, Fabales, Fabaceae. Gene Ontology annotation, biological process: defense response; abscisic acid-activated signaling pathway.
ACACAAACAAGCUAGCUACUUGUUAAUAAUAUCUUAUUUCUCACACUAGCAAUAUUCUUAAUUCAUCAUCAUGGGUGUUUUCAGUUUUGAGGAUGAGGCCACCUCAAUUGUAGCUCCUGCUACUCUCUACAAAGCUCUAGUUACAGAUGCUGACAACCUUACUCCAAAGGUUAUUGAUGCCAUUAAGAGUGUUGAAAUUGUUGAAGGAAAUGGUGGCCCUGGAACCAUCAAGAAAUUCACUUUCGUCGAAGAGGGAGAAACCAAGUUUGUGUUGCACAAAGUGGACGCAAUAGAUGAUGCUAAUUGGGCUUACCACUACAGCAUAGUUGGAGGUGCUGGGCUUCCAGACACAGUUGAGAAGAUCUCAUUUGAGGCUAAAUUGAUUGCAGGCCCAAAUGGAGGAUCCAUUGCAAAGUUGAGUGUGAAGUAUCACACCAAAGGAGAUUUUACUCCUUCUGAAGAGGAGCUCAAAAGUGGCAAAGCCAAGGGUGAUGGUCUUUUCAAGGCACUUGAGGGUUAUUGUUUGGCCAAUCCUAAUUACAAUUAAGUGCUUUUAUUAUACCUGGUGUGUUGUUUUGUGACACAUUUUAUUAUAUUUAGUGUGCUUAAUUUGGUUGCCAAAUGUCAUACUCUCUUCUUCUUUUCAUUUUGUUGUGGAAGUGUGAGAUUGUAAGUCAAGUGUGUACUUCGCUACAUCAAUAAAUUUUAAUAAUAACAAAUAUUACAAUAAUAGUUUAAGAAAUUUCUAUU